Molecule: messenger RNA, 1198 nt
Organism: Drosophila serrata
Lineage: Eukaryota; Metazoa; Arthropoda; Insecta; Diptera; Drosophilidae
Product: alpha-tocopherol transfer protein
Cellular component (GO): membrane
Molecular function (GO): phosphatidylinositol bisphosphate binding
Source: RefSeq, a predicted model, not a curated record
AUCUGUAGCUCAGUUUCAGUACAACCUUCUGCACCGACACUUGUGUCAGCUGCGAGCGCGAUCUUUGUCAAGUUUUCGGGUUCGGGUUUCCCGUAGAGUUAGCUCCAGUGCGUGAUAACUGGCAAUAUCAGUGUAAUACCAGACGACCAGCAGCAGUCCCCGGACCCGCACAAUGCCCACCGUCGAGCAUAAGCUGAAUAUUUCCGAGGAGGAGAUACCGGAACAGAUACUCCGGCUGGCACAGGAGCAGGGCGAGAGCUCUAGCACCGAGGCAGCGGUCAUCGAGCAGUUCCGCAGCUACAUUUUGGAACGAAACGAAUGCCAGCCACACCGCAGCGAUGACAAGUAUCUGAAGAAAUUUCUGCGAGCCCGCUACUGGAAGAUUGAGAACAGCUAUAGAUUGCUCUGCAGUUACUACAAAUUUCGGGAGCACAACAAAAGCUACUACGAAAAGGUUCGUCCUCUGGAUCUGCGCCAUGUUGGAGAGUCUGACAUCCUGUCAGUGACGCCAUAUCGCGAUCAACACGGUCACCGCAUACUCAUAUAUCGCUUUGGACUAUGGCGACCCAAUCGUGUGAUAGUGGACGAUAUUUUUCGAGCCACCAUUGUCCUGCAGGAACUCGGUAGCUUGGAGCCCAUCUCCCAAAUAGUGGGCGGAGUGGGUAUCUUUGACCUGAAGGACUUGGGACUAGAGCACAUAUUUCACCUCAGUCCCAGUGUGGCUCAGAAAAUGAUUGCCCUGCUUGUGACCUCCAUGCCCAUCCGCACCUCCGCCCUUCAUAUUGUGAACCAGAAUUGGGUUUUCAAUGCAGCAUUCAAGAUUUUUAAGCCCUUUCUGAAUGCCGCAAUGCGAGAGAAACUGUUCAUCCAUGGUAGCGAUAUGAGUUCACUGCACAAACACAUCGAUCCUGAGCAUUUACCUAAACGUUAUGGCGGCUUGCACGAAGAUUACUCCUAUACGCUUUGGCUGGACAUGCUGAAGGAACAGUGUCCGACUAAUGGGGUGCAAAAGGAUAUGGAGCAAUUGGGCUUCAUCUUUGACUAACUCUCAAGUUAGUUAGCUUUACAAAGUAAGAAAGGGAAAUUUGAAACUGAUAAUAAUUUUAGUCUGCUUGCCUUAUUUUAUGAUUAUUUAAAGUUAUAAGGAAGGCGUCACAAGAAGGUUUUAUUUGAAGAAAAUAAAAAGUAUAUACUGUAA